This is a messenger RNA of Camelina sativa (false flax), 1074 nucleotides long. The record is from RefSeq and is a predicted model, not a curated record. Lineage: Eukaryota; Viridiplantae; Streptophyta; Magnoliopsida; Brassicales; Brassicaceae.
AUGAAGUUGCAGGAGGGUGUGUUCUUGGUUGCUAUUUUCUUCUUUGCAUAUACGCAGCAGCUGGUGAAGGGGCAACAUCAACCUCGCAAGGAUUGCCAAACUAAAUGUGGCAACAUCACAAUCGACUACCCUUUUGGCAUUUCUUCAGGUUGUUACUAUCCGGGGGAUGACAGUUUUAGUCUCACCUGCGACGAGAAACAGAAUCUCUACAUAGGCAACAAAAAUGAAGUGAAAACUUUUAACCACAGUAGCCAGCUUAGUUUUAUCUUUAACCGAUCUUCACUUUGCAACGACGAGCAGAGGAAUAGUACUAAUGAAACUCUCAUCGGGUAUCGGCUGCGUGGUAGUUUCUCUCUCUCGGCCAACAACAAGUUUUAUUUAGUAGGCUGUAACGCUUUGGCACUUCUGAGCACUUUUGGCAAGAAAAAUUACUCAACUGGAUGCCUGUCAUUAUGCAAUGCACUUCCGGAGGAAAAUGGAGAAUGUAAUGGUGUAGGUUGCUGCAAAACAGACGUCUCUGUCCGGUCGGAUACCAAUAUAUUCCAAUAUGGCUCAGAUCGUUUCGUGAACCAAUUUAAUGCUUCCGAAGGUCAAUUUAAAACUUCUGUAUAUCAGUUUAAUCCUUGCACCUACGCUUUUCUCGUUGAAUAUGGUCAGUUUAACUACAGUUCUUCAAAAGAUCUGAAGAACCUCCGGAAUCUCACGAGUUUCCCUGUGUCACUGGAUUGGUCUAUUGGAAACAAGACAUGCAAGCAAGCUGGAAACACAAGCAUAUGCCGUGAGAAUAGUGAAUGUAUUGAUUCUACUCGUGGAAAGGGUUACAUCUGCAAAUGCUUAGAAGAUUUUGAUGGGAAUCCAUAUCUUCCAAACGGUUGUCAAGACAUCAACGAGUGUACUACUAAUAGCAGUAUCCAUAAAUUAAUUGUGCCGAUCCCAAAACCUGUAGACUCAAGGAUGGUGGAGGCUUCUAUUGCAAGUGCCCAUCUGAUUCUUUCUUUUAAUCAACUCGCUCAAAUCAUCUAUGAUGUGAUUAGGAACCACCAUCGGCUUCUUGUUCCUCCUGAUUGCCGUUAG